Messenger RNA from Aedes albopictus (Asian tiger mosquito), 2226 nucleotides. RefSeq names its product NF-kappa-B essential modulator (gene key). Gene Ontology annotation, cellular component: nucleus; cytoplasm. Gene Ontology annotation, molecular function: K63-linked polyubiquitin modification-dependent protein binding. NCBI's taxonomy places the organism in Eukaryota, Metazoa, Arthropoda, Insecta, Diptera, Culicidae. Gene Ontology annotation, biological process: regulation of canonical NF-kappaB signal transduction. The record is from RefSeq and is a predicted model, not a curated record. Bases 238 to 1740 code for a protein of 500 amino acids. The transcript is spliced from 4 exons.
AGCUGAGCAGACGCAAGGCGAGAGGGACGCGAGCUGACACCCAUCACACCGUAAAAAGUGCAAAAAGUGUAGCAUUUAUUUUGAUUCCAUCAUUCAACAUAAAAAAUAGGGAAAUAAUCUGCUUCAAAGCUUUUUAUAGAACGUCCACAUUUUAGGCAUCUUUCCGCCACACCCAAGAUAACGAGAGCAUUCGUCAGUGUUGUGUAAAUACGUCGUAGCUGCGCAGUUCCGGCUCCAAUGUCCGACGAAGAAUCUUUCAUAAUUCUGGGAUCGACUCCCACCCCGUCGAUGGAGCAGUUCGUAUCCGGUGGCGAAGGACAGUUCCGUCAGGAAUCGAUGGCCGCCAGUAAACUGAUGGCCACCUCGACCACCCAAACGAUCUCGAACAAUUUCAGUCUGAUUCAGGCGGCGGAUGAAUCACUGAAAUCGUUGACGUCGAUGAAGAUAACAACGCCGCCGAAAUCGAUGCAGCAAUUUGCAGGGAUGGCGGCUCCCGAUCCGGUAAGCAUCAAACCAAGCAAUCCCCUGGCGGCGAGUGUCAUCAUGGGCGAGACCAAGUCCAGCCUGUUUCAAACCUUUCCCAGCCUGAUGCAGUCGUCGAUGCCGCUCGAUGAGGUUCAAAUGCUUCAGGUUCUGAUGACCGAGCACGGCCAGAUGAAGGAAAGUCUCCAGAAGGCCAACUUGGCCAUGCGGAAGAAUUUCACCAACAUCCAAAGCUGGCAGGACGAGGUCAAGGACAAGUACACCAAACAGGUGCAAAAGAUCGAAGAACAGAGCGCGAUCAUCGAAAAACUGGAAGAGGAAAACGACAAGUUGAAACAGCUGGUGGUCGCCGGAGAAGCACGAGCCGCGGACCAGGAAAAGCGUGCCGCCGAGCUGAAGAUCACCCUGGAGAAAGCACUGGAUGAAGUCCAAAUGCAGAUCCAGGCGGAACGGGCAUCAGCCUUGGGCGAAUUGGAUGAACUGAAAAAGGCCCUGUCCGAGAAGGAGUCCAUUCUGAAGAACAUGGCCCGCGAAAUCGAACGGCUGGAGCUGGAGAAGCAGGAGUUCGUGGUGGUCAAACCGAACAAACCGGAUGCGAGCGACAGUGGGGCGCAAUUCAUUACCAAAGAGGAGCACGAUCGGCAGAUCAAGGUGCUGCAGCGAGAGAUGUCCGUCAUCGUGGCCAAGAAUUUGGAAUUUGAAGAUAUGAAAAAGGUCUACGUUGACGAGUUGAAUUGUAUGCGCGUCAACCUGACCGCGGCGGAGGAAGUCUUUGCCAAGAACCGCGCUCAGCUGGAACGCCAGGCGAAGGAAAUUGAAACCAAAGAUGUCUCGCUGGCCGAGAACAUUCGCGAGCUGAAGACCUUGGCCGAGCAGGUGGACGUCCUGACGGCGCAGCUGGACAUUUACAAGAAUGAUUUCGAAGCCGAACGAACGGCCCGGUCCGAACUGGCCAGCGAGAAGGACCGCGUCCUGACCGAUCUGAAGCUGCUGCAGAAGCGAAACCAGCAGCUGAUCGAAGAGGUGCAGAACGGCCGAGUCGCCGAGGAGAGGGCAACACGCGCGGCCAACGAAUCGCUGGACAAACGCGAACCAUCACCAUCACUGGCAACGAGCGCCCACGGUGUCAAGGGUGCAGCCGCUUCGGAGGAGCAAACCUACGAUCGGCCGAUCCUGUAUUGCCCGCUGUGCACUGAGGCCUACCGCGAUUUGGUCACCUUACAAGCCCACGUGGAGGAUUGCGUCGGCACGGUCUGAAUUCAUCAUCAAUAUACUAGUUGGAGAAUUUGCGUGUGGAGAAUGAUUAUUAUAUGUGUCAUACGAUCCACCGAUCGGUAUCGGUGGGGAUUUGCUGUGUUAGCGUUAAGGAACUGAAAGGGACUGUUACGGAAGAGUACGUAAGAUGAUUGAUAUUGACUUCUAGAGUAGAGAUCUUGUAUAACUUUUAAAACAUUGAACCACUGUAUUAUUUUAGCAUAUGAUUUUGUGCCGAAAGAUAAGCUAGAGAUGCCAACUUUCAGUUACAUAAAUAUUAAAUAUGUAUUGAUACUUCAACAAAAUCAGAGAAUGCAUAUAGACAUCAUGCAAUAAUUGUCUUGAAUUCUAAAUAAGAAAAACGAAAUCGGACAAUGAUGAAUUCAUUAAAAUUAAUAAACGGAAUAAAUAUUGAUAAAUCUACCUACCCUAUUCAAUGAUUAAUGUUAAAUAACCAAAAAUAAACAAAAUAGCUCUUUAGUGACCUCA